Messenger RNA from Nematolebias whitei (Rio pearlfish), 1209 nucleotides. It is a transcript of the gene haus7, whose product is annotated as HAUS augmin-like complex, subunit 7. NCBI's taxonomy places the organism in Eukaryota, Metazoa, Chordata, Actinopteri, Cyprinodontiformes, Rivulidae. Gene Ontology annotation, molecular function: microtubule minus-end binding. The transcript is spliced from 9 exons. Gene Ontology annotation, biological process: centrosome cycle; spindle assembly. The record is from RefSeq and is a predicted model, not a curated record. The coding region runs from base 8 to 1000 and encodes 330 amino acids. Gene Ontology annotation, cellular component: HAUS complex.
UUUGAAAAUGGCGGCUCUUUUAACAGAAAAACAGUUCGCGCACGAAGUUUAUGAUGCGCUUCAGGCUGUGUCGUGUCCUUUGGUCCAGGAUCUGUAUCUGCAAGAAGAAGAAAGCAUGUUGGACUUGUUGUGUUCCCCCUCAGAGCUCCGGACUGACAUACUGACUUGGAUCUGCUGCAGCAUCAACCCAAACUUUGGCAAUUCUAAAGCCACGUCAGCGAGGUCGAAAGACCCAGAUGCUUUAGUGAAAGAAAUGGCUGCUUUUGGCCAUGACCUGAUGCUGAGUAAAGCUGAUGAUCUGGAUUUGAUAAGGGGGAACGCGAGUCCUCUGCGGCAACUUCAGUUCCUGGAGCAGCUCCUGACUCUCUUCCCUGGAUGGAAGAAGUCUGCUGGGAACAGAACCAAUGGAGAGGCUCUUCUAAAUGAGCUUUUUGCUGCAGAGAAUCUGCAGAACCUCACACAGAUGCUCAGACCCACACUCGACCCCUGGCCUGCACAGCUAAAGGCGUUACGUAAAGGCACUAAAUCAUCCAAUAAACCAAGAGAAGAGUUUGCUGAUGUUGCUGCUGCGCUUCAGUCGACUCAAACAGAACUGAAGGAGCUGCAGUCCAAGUGUGACUUCUUGAACGACGACAGCCAAACUCCGUCCGUCUUCUCUCCGUGUUCGCUGCGUUUGGCAGCGUGUGACCUCCAGCAGCUGAUGACGACCUUCAGCCACGUUUACGACUCGGACAUGAAACCGUACUGCAACAGAGAGCCGCCCAGCUUCAGCUCAGACACCGAGCUCUUCCAGAGGGUCCACCAGCAGCUGCUGGCCUGCAACACGGAGCUGGAGAUGCUGCAGGAAGCGUCAGAGGCUUCUGUAUCCGUACGAGAUGACGUGAAGCAGCUACAAACACGACCGCUCUACUGGAGCCGAGGAGAGAAACGCACCUUACCGGAUCAACUGGAGCAAAUCUCCCAGCGGAUCAGAAACUUCUCAUCUCAGCUCGAUUCCUGAAAACAGGAAACCCGACUGACGGUUGAAUCACGCAGCAUGAACAGAAGCAGUGGUUCCUCUUCACGUGUGGAUUAUGACUUUGUGCUGAUGUUUUAUUCACUUGAUUAAGUUUGUUUCAUCAAACCGUUUGUUUUCCGUCCAUGUUCAAACGUCUUCACCUCCUUUCUGUAUUUUACAUUUUGCCUCCAAGGAGCCCAACAUUUUAUAAU